UAUUAAUCUCUGUUUCUCAAUAAAAUUAAUUUAGUUAAUCAUACCUAGAGUUUUGAGACGAUUCAAGUCAUUUGGUUCCAUUUUACUGUAAUUUUAUAGCUAUCGUUUGAUCUUGACAAUUGAUGAAACGAUCCUUAAAAAUGCUUGCACCGGCGAAGUGCCAAGGAAAUACUUCGAAAAUUUGCAGCUAUGUAUAGGGGAAAAAACCAAAAAAAUUAAUUAAAAGAAAAACUAGAGAUAGUAAAAACAACCUCAUAACUGUAGUAUUUGUGAUAUAAAUUAAAAUUAUAAUGGCUGUUCAUGGUUCCACUCCUAAGCGUAAAGAAAUUUAUAAAUAUGAAGCACCUUGGCCCCUGUAUAGUAUGAAUUGGUCAGUUCGUCCUGAUAAACGAUUUCGAUUAGCUAUUGGCAGUUUUGUAGAAGAAUACAAUAACAAAGUUCAAAUUGUAUCAUUAGAUGAAGAAGUAUCUGAAUUCAGCCCUAAAAGCACCUUUGAUCACCCAUAUCCUACCACCAAAAUUAUGUGGAUACCUGAUAGUAAAGGUGUAUUUCCUGAUUUAUUAGCUACAAGUGGUGAUUAUUUACGAAUAUGGAGAGCUGGAGAGCCAGAAACAAGAUUAGAAUGUAUAUUAAAUAAUAAUAAAAAUUCUGAUUUCUGUGCACCUCUCACAUCAUUUGAUUGGAAUGAAGUUGACCCUAAUUUAAUCGGUACUUCAAGUAUUGACACAACUUGUACAAUUUGGGGUUUAGAAACUACACAGAUUGUUGGAAGAAUUAACUCAGUUGCUGGACAUGUAAAAACACAAUUAAUUGCUCAUGAUAAAGAAGUUUAUGAUAUUGCUUUUAGUCGUGCUGGUGGUGGCCGAGAUAUGUUUGCUUCAGUUGGAGCUGACGGUUCUGUAAGAAUGUUUGAUUUGAGGCACCUUGAACAUUCUACCAUUAUAUAUGAAGACCCACAGCACUCUCCUUUACUUCGACUUGCCUGGAAUAAACAGGAUCCUAAUUAUCUAGCUACUGUUGCUAUGGAUGCAUGCGAGGUUAUUAUACUUGAUGUUAGAGUACCAUGCACACCAGUUGCUAGAUUAAAUAAUCAUAGAGCAUGUGUGAAUGGCAUUGCGUGGGCUCCACAUUCAUCUUGUCACAUUUGUACUGCAGGUGAUGAUCAUCAAGCGUUAAUUUGGGAUAUCCAGCAAAUGCCAAGAGCAAUUGAAGAUCCAAUACUAGCAUACACAGCUGCUGAAGGUGAAAUUAACCAAAUACAAUGGGGUGCCACACAGCCAGAUUGGAUUGCAAUUUGCUAUAAUAAGUCACUGGAAAUACUUAGAGUGUAAAAAUGGUGAACUGGUUGAAGGCAUAUUAUUAUUUAUAUAAAAUUUUACCAUUGUCAUGAUACCAUACAUUGCUCUGAAAACUUAAUCUGGUUAAUUAAGGUAUAUAUCUAAAGUUACAGAGAGUUUUAUUUGCUUGUUUUUGUUGAAAAUGAUUUAUGAGAUAUUGUGAUUUAUUUAAUUUUUUCUUGUUUUGUUUUCUUCUGAGUUUUCAUAAUCAUUAAUUAUGACUUUGUCAAUUGCAAAUAUUAAUUUUAGUUGAUUAACGCCUUAAGUGUGUUGAUCACACUUAGACGAUUCUUUAGCAUGUAUCUGUCAUAAAGAAGAAUGUUCUUAUGUGUAAGAUAAAAUAAUUUUGAA
Molecule: messenger RNA, 1688 nt
Organism: Daktulosphaira vitifoliae (grape phylloxera)
Lineage: Eukaryota; Metazoa; Arthropoda; Insecta; Hemiptera; Phylloxeridae
Gene: wap
Product: DDB1- and CUL4-associated factor 7
Exons: 9
Coding region: 291-1331 (346 amino acids)
Cellular component (GO): nucleus
Molecular function (GO): protein binding
Source: RefSeq, a predicted model, not a curated record